Adineta ricciae is the source of this 942-nucleotide messenger RNA. The record is from the annotation of a GenBank genome assembly. Lineage: Eukaryota; Metazoa; Rotifera; Eurotatoria; Adinetida; Adinetidae.
AUGGAUACUCCCGAUCUCUCAACUACUCUGCAAUUCUGGCUUCUACUUAUAUUCGCUGGCCUAUCAUUGAUUUGUUCAACUUUUACCAUUUACUGUUUCUUAUCCAAUCGGAAAAUGCGUCAUGGUUUACACAAUCACAGUAUUCUCUUUUUAAUCAUGACCAACGUUAUUUUAAUCUUUACCGAUGUUCUCUGGAUGUUGAUCAGUCUCUAUCAAGUCGGACCUCCCCCGAUACCAACCACGAGUUUCUGCUUGACGUGGUGGGUGAUUGAUGAUAGUUUGUACAAUAUCCAAGCUUUCAUUCUUGCAUGGGCAUCGAUUGAACGUCAUUUAUUAAUCUUUCACAGCAGAUACAUCACGACACAAAAACAAAAAUUUCUCUUGCAUUAUUUACCACCAUUGAUUAUCAUAAUUUACCUAUUUAGUUUCCAUACAAACGUUUUAGUCUUCCCGCCGUGUGAAAACUUAUUUGAUUUCACCGAUCUUCAAUGUGGCUCAUCGCCUUGUUAUGUCGCGAUGAAUUUCAUCACGAUAUGGGAUACGAUUGUUAACAAUGUCUUUCCGACAUUGAUUAUUGUUACAUUUAACGUCGCCUUACUCUAUCGAAUAAUUCGUCAGAAGAAACGACUGAGACAACCGAUUCAAUGGCGAAAACAUCGGCGAAUGUCAAUGCAAUUGAUAUCUGUCUCCGCUGUUUAUGUCUUUCUUCAUUUACCAAUGAUUAUCAUUACAUUCGUACAGAUGGUUCAAGGCAAAGAUCCAGCAGUCGAUUUUGGCAUUCAAAUAUAUUUAUUUACCGCAACUUAUUGUGUGACAUUAUCAUUACCCGUUGUUGCUUGUGUCAAUUUUGUGUCAUUAGACAAACACCGCCACAUACGAAUAUCGCCGACCGCUACGGUUGUGCCUGUAAAGAAAUCGGCAGAGAAAAGAGCUGAACGUUAG